This is a messenger RNA of Aspergillus mulundensis, 2055 nucleotides long. It is a transcript of the gene steA, whose product is annotated as sexual development transcription factor SteA. The coding region runs from base 1 to 2055 and encodes 684 amino acids. The transcript is spliced from 5 exons. Gene Ontology annotation, biological process: regulation of DNA-templated transcription; sexual reproduction. Gene Ontology annotation, cellular component: nucleus; Tec1p-Ste12p-Dig1p complex; Ste12p-Dig1p-Dig2p complex. Gene Ontology annotation, molecular function: DNA-binding transcription factor activity. Lineage: Eukaryota; Fungi; Ascomycota; Eurotiomycetes; Eurotiales; Aspergillaceae. The record is from RefSeq and is a predicted model, not a curated record.
AUGGCGCCCCCUCAGAAGCCAGAGACCUUCAUGCUUUCAAACGAAGCGCAACAGAGCCUGCCUCACGAUGCGCAAGUUGCACUUCAACAAGUCGAUAAUUUGAAAUACUUCCUUCUUUCGGCGCCAGUAGACUGGCAGCCAGACCAGCUCAUCCGGAGAUUCCUUCUCCCGACUGGCGAUUACAUCUCUUGUGUACUUUGGAGCAACCUUUUCCACAUCUCAGGAACAGACAUCGUUCGCUGCCUUGCUUUCAGAUUCCAAGCCUUUGGACGCCCUGUCAAAAAUUCAAAGAAGUUCGAGGAGGGUAUCUUUUCCGACCUGCGAAACCUGAAGGCUGGGACAGAUGCUACACUCGAAGAACCGAAAAGCCCAUUUCUCGAUUUCCUCUACAAGAACAACUGCAUCCGUACUCAGAAAAAGCAGAAGGUCUUCUACUGGUACAGUGUGCCCCACGACCGGCUAUUUCUCGAUGCGUUGGAGCGUGAUUUAAAGAGGGAGAAGAUGGGCCAGGAAGCCACCACCGUCGCAGUUAGCGAGCCUGCUCUGUCUUUUGAGUUUGAUUCGUCUCAGUCGCUGUACGAGCAACUCACAAAGGCACAACAAGCGAAUUCAUCAUCGUUUGCUGCACACGCAAGUACGACAUAUGGCCAAUCUGCAUCCCCAGUCGUUCGGACCGUUGACGCAAUGCCUCCUCCUCAGAUGGCUCCCCAGAUGGCUCCGCCGUCGAUCCCCCUUCUCACGGACGAAUCGGUCAAUCACCAGAUGUACACAUCGAUUCCGAUGCCCAACCCUCUAACUCAGAACCUUAUUAAACGCGAGGCGGAUUACGGCACGAUCCAGUACGAUCGCAACGGAAUGCCCAUUUCUCGCAUCCACCAGCGCCACUCUUCAAUGCCCACAUUUGUCGAAUACUCGCCGGCGCCGUCAUUUGUCUCGUCGCAGUAUGAGGAUUACAGCAACCGCGGCUUAUCGUUCGAGCCUGUUACACCCCCGCAACACACUUCUCACAUGGGGGCAGAGCCUGCUUACAUUGCCAACGAAGACACGGGCUUGUACACCGCAAUCCCCGAAAUGUCUACCGGGGCGGGUUUCAACCCUAUGAUGCACCUUCCGCCAUCUAACCUCGCAAGUGCGCAUUUUCCUACACCGGCUCGGACUUUCCACUCCAAUGUUUACUCUGUUCUAGAAGGGUCGCCCACUUACAAGCAACGUCGGCGUCGAUCCUCCAUCCCACCCGGCGCCGCCCACCCUGUGACUACUGGCACCCACUCGCCUGCCCCUGCUCUCUCGUAUGCGGCCCAUAGGCCGAGUGACCUGCGACGCUCUGUUUCCAGCUCCGUUGCUCCAGGUGAGACGGAUGAUGCGCGCCAUGAGUCGUUGCACCGUUCCCUUACUGGGGCUUACGGUGCUGCAGCUCUACCCCAAAAGAACUUGAUGCAGGAAAUGUCGCGAAACGGCACACCUCUUUCCAAUGUGGAUGAACACCGCGAGCAGAGCUCCAUGCCCCUUGCCCACGCCGAUGAUCUGUCAGCUCUCCCCACAAACGGAACCAUGGAAACAACUGUCCACAACAGUAUCGGACACAAGGGCGACCGAUAUGCAACUGGACCCGUUCGCCGCGCCCGAAGUGCAACCAUGAUGGAACUUGGCCCUUACCCACAGAAGUCUCAUUCUUGCCCGAUUCCUUCCUGUGGCCGACUUUUCAAGAGAUUAGAGCACCUGAAACGGCAUGUGAGGACCCACACUCAAGAGCGACCAUACCCUUGCCCUUAUUGCAACAAGGCAUUUUCUAGGUCUGAUAACCUAGCUCAGCACCGCCGCAUCCACGAGGCUCAGCAGGACGGUCACCCGAUAGUCCACGAGGAUGAUCUGGAAAACGAUGACAAUGAGUCUGAUUCUCAAGACGAGGACGAGACACCAUCUGAAUCUGUCCACGCCAUACCCGGUGUCCACGGAAUGACGACCAUGCCAUCAUCCAUGGCUCUCCAACCUACAAUGGGUACAAUGAUGGGACCUCACAUGAUCGCUCCCCAACUUUUGCAACAACACAUCUAG